AUGAAUAGAGGGAAAUUAACGACAAAUUCAUCUACAGUUCCAAAAGGUCGUCGACGUAUCAAUAUCCAACAGAUGCAAAAUGUUCUUCUGAUCUGGUUAGACAAGAAUAUUAACGAGAACAACGACGACUGCCAAAAUACAAUUUCAAAACUGCGAUGUGCUGUGAAUGACAUCAGCACAUUUACAGAUGCUGAUCAAUGCUUUGAGUUUAUUGAAACAAUCGUCGACAAAAAGGUUUGUAUCAUCAUAUCUGGAUCACUUGGACAACAUACUGUGCCUCGUGUGCACAAUAUGUCUCAAGUUGAUUCAGUAUUUAUUUUUAGUGGCAAUAAAACAUAUCAUGAACAGUGGACUAAAGAUUGGCCCAAAAUAAAGGGUGUUUUCACAGACAUUACACCUAUGUGUGAAGCACUCAAGAAAGCUGCUUAUCAAUGUGAGCAGAAUGCCAUUCCCAUGAGUUUCGUGGGACCAAAUGAAAAGUUGGAACAAUUAGAUCCUUCUUUUAUGUACACUCAAAUGCUUAAAGAAAUAUUAUUAACCAUCAAAUUCGAACAAAAACAUAUACAAGAUUAUCUUAAUUACUGUCGCGAUGCUUUUGUCGACAACCAAGAAGAAAUGGUUAAUAUUCAAAGAUUAGAACGUGAAUACCGCAGCAAAACACCCAUUUAUUGGUACACCUGUCAAAUGUUCUUGUACCCCAUGCUCAAUCGUGCAUUACGGUUGAUGAAUGGUGAUACCAUUACACGUAUGGGUUUCUUCAUUGGCGAUUUGCAUCGACAAAUUGAACAACUGCACAGAGAACAAUAUGCUGGUACAACUGCUGCUAAUACCUUUACUGUUUAUCGUGGUCAAGGUUUAUCUACAGAAGAUUUUGAACAAACGAUGAAAACCAAAGGUGGUCUUAUUUCAUUCAACAACUUCUUAUCCGCUAGUAUAGUUCGCAAAGUUUCUCUAGAUUUUGCUCAAGAUGCUGCAAGAAAUCCGGAUCAAGUCGGUGUACUUUUUGUCAUGAAAAUCAAUCCUGCUCAAUCAGCAACACCAUUUGCUUCCAUUGCUGGUAUUAGCAAGUUUCAAAGAGAAGGAGAAGUCUUAUUUUCAUUGCAUAGCGUUUUUCGUAUAGAGAAUAUUGAACAGAUGAGUGAAAAUAAUCGUUUACAUGCAGUUUAUUUGACACUUACUGCCGAAAACGACCCGGAAUUGAACAGACUCACUGAUUACAUUCGAAAAGAGAGCUUUCCAGACUCUGAAGGAUGGUACAGAUUGGGUAGGGUAUUACGUAAAAUGGAUGAAUUUGACACAGCUGAAGAUAUUUAUCAAGUUUUAUUUAAUCAAACAAAGGAUGAUAAGGACAAGGCACCUAUUUAUGUUCAACUUGGUUCGAUCAAAUAUAGUCAAGGUAAAUAUCAAGGGGCACUUACAUUCUAUGAAAAAUCACUUGAUAUCUAUCAAAAAACUCUUUCUCCCAAUCAUCCUAGUUUGGCUAUUUCCUACAGUAAUAUUGGUAAUGUGCAUAACAGCAUGGGUGAUUAUCCGAAAGCACUUUCCUAUUUUGAAAAAGCCCUUGAAAUUCAACAACAAUCACAUCGUCCCAAUCAUCGUGAUUUGGCUAUACCCUAUGUUAAUAUUGGUAAUAUGCAUGCUGAGAUGGGUAAUUAUUUGAAAGCAAUUUCAUCUUUUAAAGAAGCCCUUGAAAUUCAACAGCAAUCACUUCCUCCCAAUCAUCCUGAUUUGGUAUAUUUCUACAACAACAUUGGUAAUGCGCAUUCCAAAAUGAGUAAUUAUCCGAUAGCACUUUUUUGUUUUGAAAAAGUCCUUGAAAUUCAACAGCAAUCACUUCCCCCCAAUCAUCGUGAUUUGGCUAUACCCUUUGUUAAUAUUGGUAAUGUGCAUGCCGAGAUGGGUGAUUAUCCGCAAGCACUUUUUUGUUUUGAAAAAGCCCUUGAAAUUCAACGACAAUCCCUUCCCCCCAAUCAUCCUGAUUUGGCUUCUUCUUACAACAACAUUGGUAAUGUUCAUUGCAGAAUGAGUAAUUAUUCGAAAGCACUUUCUUAUUAUGAGAAAGAUCUUGAAAUCAGUCAACAAUCACUUCCUCCCAAUCAUCCUGAUUUGGCUAUGUCCUACAACAACAUUGGUAAUGUGCAUGCCGACAUGGGUAAUAAUUCAGAAGCACUUUCAUCUUAUGAGAAAGCUCUUAAAAUUCAACAACAAUCACUUCCUCCCAAUCAUCCUAAUUUGGCUGCUUCCUACAACAAUAUUGGUACAGUGUAUGACAACAUGGGUAUAUACACAAAAGCCCGUACAUUUUAUGAACAUGCUAUACAAAUUGGACAACAAUCAUUACCUUCGAAUCACCCAAAUCUUCAACAGUGGAGAAAUAACCUCGAACUUGUAAAAAAACAAAUAAUAAAUUGUACUGUUGUGAAAUUUUUAAUGAGAAAUAAUUAA
Adineta steineri is the source of this 2445-nucleotide messenger RNA. The record is from the annotation of a GenBank genome assembly. NCBI's taxonomy places the organism in Eukaryota, Metazoa, Rotifera, Eurotatoria, Adinetida, Adinetidae.